AACGUUUAUAAUGGAUACAGCAUCGUACGACGAGUUUGGCAACUAUAUCGGACCGGAUCUGGAGAGUGAUGAUGAUGACGACCAAAGCAUCUACGGGCAGGCAGACCAGCAGGAGGACGAAGAGGAAGAGCUGAUGGACGAUGAGCCGGAACAGGAGGAGGAAGAAAAGCGUGCCUCAAAAGCGGUUGUUCUGCACGAGGACAAACGCUACUAUCCUACCUCGCUCGAGGUGUACGGUGAGGAGGUGGAAACGAUCGUACAGGAGGAGGACGCUCAACCGCUUGACAAGCCCUUGAUUGAGCCGGUGAAACGGAUGAAGUUUCAGCUUAAAGCACAAGAACUUCCCGAAACAACGUACAAGAUGGAGUUCCUGUCGGAUUUGAUGGACACACCGACACUCAUCCGGAAUGUGGCUCUGAUCGGGCAUUUGCACCACGGGAAGACGACGUUUGUGGAUUGUUUGGUGCGUCAAACGCACCCGCAGCUGCGCAACAUGGAAGAACGUAACCUUCGCUACACGGACACGCUUUUCACCGAGCAGGAACGUGGCGUUAGCAUUAAAGCAACUCCAAUGACUCUUGUGCUGCAAGAUGUGAAAGGAAAAAGCUUCCUGCUGAACACGUUCGACACACCCGGGCAUGUAAACUUUUCCGACGAAGUGACCGCUUCGAUGCGGUUGUGUGACGGUGUGGUACUGUUUGUGGAUGCAGCGGAAGGUGUUAUGCUGAAUACGGAACGACUGCUUAAGCACGCGAUCCAGGAGCGGCUAUCGUUUACACUUUGCAUCAACAAAAUCGAUCGUCUGAUUCUGGAACUGAAGUUACCACCGCAGGAUGCGUACUUCAAGCUGCAGCACAUUGUGGACGAGAUAAAUGGACUGCUAAUGCUGCACGGCGAUUCGACCGUUAAGCCCGUCUCGCCGGUUUUGGGCAACGUGUGCUUCGCCAGCUCACUGUACGGCGUUUGUUUUACGCUGAAAUCAUUCGCCCGACUGUACGCGGACACGUACGAUGGUGUAAAUGUGGAAGAAUUUGCCAAACGGCUUUGGGGCGAUAUGUACUUCCAGCCGAAGACACGCAAAUUUACGCGCAAACCAGCACACACGUCGGCACAGAGGAGUUUUGUGGAGUUUGUGCUGGAACCGUUGUACAAACUGUUCGCUCAGGUUGUUGGGGAUGUGGACACGACGCUAAUUGACACGCUUGCCGAGCUACAGAUACCGGUUUCGGGGGAGGAAAUGAAGUGUAACAUCCGGCCACUGCUUCGUACCGUUUGCAAUCGUUUUGUGGGCGAUUUUUGUGGCUUUGUACAGAUGUGUGUGGAGCACAUCCGGUCACCGUUGGAGAAUGCCCAGGUAAAGGUGGACCAUAUCUACACGGGAGUGCGGGAGAGUGGCAUCUAUCAGGAUAUGCUGCAGUGUGACGCGAACGCCCAGCUAAUGGUCCACAGCUCGAAGAUGUAUCCGACGGAGGAUUGUACGUUUUUCCAGGUGUUGGCACGUGUUAUGAGCGGAACACUGCACGCCGGACAGGAAGUGCGUGUGCUGGGAGAAAACUACACACUCCAGGAUGAGGAAGACAGUCGAGUGCUGCAGGUUGGACGGCUCUGGAUCUACGAAGCAAGGUACAAAAUCGAACUAAAUCGUGUACCGGCCGGAAAUUGGGUGUUGAUCGAAGGAAUCGAUCAAUGUAUCGUAAAAACGGCCACCAUUACCGAUGUACAGAUGACCGAGGAUGUGUUCAUCUUCCGGCCACUUAAGUUCAACACCCAAAGCGUCAUUAAAAUCGCAGUUGAACCGGUAAACCCGUCCGAACUGCCCAAAAUGUUGGACGGAUUGCGAAAGCUUAACAAAUCCUACCCGCUACUAUCGACGCGUGUAGAAGAAUCCGGUGAGCACGUGAUUCUUGGAACCGGGGAACUCUAUCUUGAUUGCGUGAUGCACGAUCUACGCAAAAUGUACUCCGAGAUUGACAUAAAAGUGGCCGACCCGGUGGUAGCAUUCUGCGAGAGUGUCGUCGAAACGAGUUCCCUCAAAUGCUUCGCUGAAACACCAAACAAGAAGAACAAAAUAACAAUGAUAGCGGAACCGCUCGAAAAGGGACUGGCCGAAGACAUCGAGAAUGAAACCGUCUCGAUCGGCUGGAACAAGAAAAAAUUGGGUGAAUUUUUCCAGGUAAACUAUCAGUGGGAUUUGCUGGCGGCACGAUCAAUCUGGGCCUUUGGACCUGACUCAACCGGACCUAACAUACUCGUGGACGAUACUCUACCGUUCGAGGUGGACAAAACACUGCUCGGUACGGUGAAGGAUUCGAUCGUACAAGGAUUCCAGUGGGGAACACGUGAAGGCCCCCUAUGCGAGGAACCGAUACGAAAUGUUAAGUUCAAAAUACUUGAUGCGGUUAUAGCCCCAGAACCGUUGCACCGUGGUGGUGGACAGAUCAUUCCAACCGCCCGACGGGUGGCAUACUCUGCCUUCCUAAUGGCAACGCCACGCCUAAUGGAACCCUAUCUAUUCGUCGAAGUACAAGCACCGGCCGAUUGUGUUUCGUCCGUUUACACCGUGCUGGCAAGACGUCGUGGUCACGUUACACAGGACGCACCAGUACCGGGUUCGCCACUCUACAUCAUCAAAGCGUUCCUUCCCGCAAUCGAUUCGUUCGGAUUUGAAACGGAUCUACGUACGCACACGCAAGGACAAGCAUUCUGCCUAUCCGUCUUUCACCACUGGCAGAUUGUUCCUGGUGAUCCGCUGGACAAGAGCAUCAUCAUUCGACCGCUGGAACCGCAACCGGCGACACACUUGGCGCGUGAGUUUAUGAUGAAGACGCGCCGUCGGAAGGGUCUGUCGGAGGAUGUGUCGAUAAACAAGUUCUUCGACGAUCCUAUGCUGCUCGAGCUGGCACGCCAGGAUGUGCUGUUGAACUAUCCAAUUUAAGAC
This is a messenger RNA of Anopheles maculipalpis, 2938 nucleotides long. Its product is annotated as 116 kDa U5 small nuclear ribonucleoprotein component. The coding region runs from base 11 to 2935 and encodes 974 amino acids. NCBI's taxonomy places the organism in Eukaryota, Metazoa, Arthropoda, Insecta, Diptera, Culicidae. Gene Ontology annotation, molecular function: translation elongation factor activity; GTP binding; U5 snRNA binding. Gene Ontology annotation, biological process: mRNA splicing, via spliceosome. The record is from RefSeq and is a predicted model, not a curated record. Gene Ontology annotation, cellular component: cytosol; U4/U6 x U5 tri-snRNP complex; U2-type catalytic step 2 spliceosome. The transcript has a single exon.